This is a messenger RNA of Trichogramma pretiosum, 2874 nucleotides long. It is a transcript of the gene ABCD, whose product is annotated as ATP-binding cassette sub-family D member 1. Lineage: Eukaryota; Metazoa; Arthropoda; Insecta; Hymenoptera; Trichogrammatidae. Gene Ontology annotation, biological process: peroxisome organization; fatty acid beta-oxidation; very long-chain fatty acid catabolic process. Gene Ontology annotation, cellular component: peroxisomal membrane. Gene Ontology annotation, molecular function: long-chain fatty acid transmembrane transporter activity; ATP binding; ABC-type transporter activity. The record is from RefSeq and is a predicted model, not a curated record. The coding region runs from base 419 to 2680 and encodes 753 amino acids. The transcript has 8 exons.
AAAUUCUGCAGUUGCGGAGCAGUCGGCGAGCGACCGCCGUACCGUUGCGUACGCUGCGUCCGCGCAAACUCCCUCGGACUUUCGAUAUCAGCUGCUGCAGUGUGUGAUUCUCUCUCCUCGCUGGAUUUGCUGCAGUGUGUCUUUAUCCGCGCGCGUGCAUGAAAACGCAGUCGGUGCUGCACACACGUAUGUACAUGCACAUGCAUCGCACGCACACGCUUGCAGCGAGUUUAUAGCUACACAGGCACCCUACAUUACAUACAUCCUCGAGUUGUUCACUUGUGCGCGACGAGCUGCUCCACAUUCGCUCCGUGAUUUACCAAGUGCGUUUACUAUAAACAGUGCAACAUGACAGUCGUCGUCGCCUAGAUUUGACGCAUCGCAGCUCCCUUCCUCCCUCCCCCACACCGUCGCAAUCAUGUCGUCGGUCUUCUCCAAGCUCAUCGACAAGACCUCCAACAGGUAUGGCAUACGUCAAGAACAGCUGACCCGCGGCGUCGUCGGCACCGUCACGGCCCUCUACCUUCUCAAGGUUGGCUAUCCCUACAUAGCCGCCAGUGCCAAGGUCUGCCUCAAUCAGAUCAAGGCCCAUCGACGCGAUCUGGCCCAGCAGCCCGUGCCAAAGACCUCGCGCCAGAAUGGAGCCCAAGCCGAGAGCGCCCAGGCCUCCAAGAAGCCCGUCGGCCUUGACAAGGCCUUCGCCAAGCAGCUCCUCAUGCUACUCAAAAUCAUGAUACCCGGAUGGAGAACCAGAGAGGCUGCUCUGCUCUCUUGCACCACUUUUGCCUUGCUCACCAGGACCUUCCUCUCUGUCUACGUUGCCACUCUCGAGGGACAGAUUGUCAAAAGGAUUGUGCUCAAGGAUAUCAGAGGCUUUCUCUGGAUGAUGGCCAGGUGGUUCGCCGUAGCUUUUCCAGCCACUUUUGUUAAUUCUGCCAUUAGAUAUUUGGAGGGAAGAUUGGCCUUGAGCUUCAGGGAAAGAUUGGUGGAGCAUGCGUACAAAAUGUAUCUUAGCAAGCAAACCUACUACAGAGUUUCUGCAUUGGACACCAGACUUGGAGGAGCUGAACAAAGACUGACGGAUGAUCUAUCUGAACUAGCCAGUUCAGUAGCACAUUUGUAUUCUCAUUUGACGAAACCUCUGCUAGAUUGUGCACUGGUUGGCAUUGCUCUGAUUUCAUUUUCUUCUCGAAUGGGAGCCAGAACCGUACCUGGUCCAUUGCUAUCAGUAGUUGUUAUUGGUCUUACUGGACAAAUACUGAGACUUGCUUCACCUAAGUUUGGUCAACUUGUUGCUGAAGAAGCGUCUAGGAAAGGUAGAUUAAGGGAAGCCCAUGCUCGAAUAAGUGCACAUGCUGAGGAAAUAGCUUUCUAUGGAGGACAUAAAGCAGAACAUAGAUACCUUACAACAGCCUAUAAAUCACUUACUGUGCACUUGAGAAGAAUCCUUGCUUUGAAAUUAGGAUAUGUUAUGUUAGAACAAUUUUUAAUGAAAUAUGUCUGGUCCGGAACUGGACUCUUGGUUAUUGCUUUGCCACUGCUGUACAAUUCAAAUAAUGCACUUAAAUCUGCUCAAGAUCAAGAUAGAGAUGGAGGAGUUAGCGAGCGCACGCGAUAUUUAACUACUUCGAAGAAUCUAUUGAGUUCGGGUGCUGAUGCGGUCGAAAGACUCAUGUCAUCGUACAAGGAAUUAGUAGCCCUAGCCGGUUAUUCUGCCAGAGUAAGUGAAAUGUUUGCUGUAUUCAAAGAUGCUGCUGAUUGCAAGUAUAGAAGAAAUGUUGUUACAACUUGUCAAACUCGAACGCCUAACGGUGUCAGUAUCGAAGAGCAAAGUGUUGUUGAAUUUAAAGAUGGAAAUCCUAUUAUUAAAGGUACUAUUAGAGAAAGCGACGAUGGCAGUAUUACCUUGAUUAACGUACCUAUAGUUACACCAAACUGCGAAGUUAUUGUAUCAAAAUUAUCUAUUGAAAUACACCCCGGUGAUCAUUUGAUAAUCACAGGUCCAAAUGGUUGCGGUAAAAGUUCGAUGUUUAGAAUUAUUUCCGGUUUGUGGCCACUGUAUGGAGGCGUAAUGCACCGACCUGGAAAAUCGUAUACAGCCAAAACUGGCAGACCAGCCUUAUUCUACAUACCUCAAAAGCCUUACAUGACCGUGGGAUGUUUGCGCGAUCAAAUAACGUAUCCCGCGGAGUGCACUAAAGAGGAGGUGUCGGACGAGGAGUUGAUCGAGCUGCUGAGCCUCGUGGAUCUGCGCGGACUCGUCGAGAGAGAGUCCGAGGGUCUCGACGCUUACGGCGACUGGGACUCGACUCUGUCCGGCGGCGAGAAGCAGCGGCUGGCGAUGACGAGAUUAUUUUAUCACGCGCCUCAGUACGCGCUUCUGGACGAGUGCUCGAGCGCGGUGAGCUUGGAAGCCGAAGGCGCUAUGUACGAGACGGCGAAGAAGAAGGGGAUUACAUUGCUGACGAUCACUCAUCGCGUGGCCUCUCUGGCCAAGCAUCACAAGUUAAUUUUAAGAUUCGACGGCGAGGGUGGUUGGAAUUUCGGGCCUCUGGACGCGAGCAACAUACCGGUGACGCAAAACAAUAACGAAGAAAAGAAGACAAACGAAGUGAAGAAUUAUCAACGAAUACAGCAGGAAAAUCGUAAGGUCGAAGACGCUCACAUUAGCGUAAGCUGAGGGUCCUACGAGGCAACAGAACAAGUCUUACACAAAUUAGCACGUUUACUCGUUCGUUUUAUGGAAAUGUAUAUAAGUACUUUUUCAACGUAGAAUUAAUAUUAUAGAUUCACAUUGUACAAAAUAUAUAAAAUUAUAUCGAUGUAUUUUUUUACUUAUAAAAACGCGAGAGAGGUCAAUUACGACACGAGUUU